UAUAGAUGUUUCGGUCUGAAAGGCAAGUCCUGACGCCGUAUUCCUCUAUGCGAUUCAGUCGUACGUGUUCGUUCGUUGCUUUCGUUCGGUUUGAUUCCAUUCGGUUGUGUUUCUCGUUCGAGAACAUUCAUUUAUAAUUUUUUACUCCUCUGCACCGGUUUUUGUGUUGUAUAUAUACUUCUAUAUAUGUAUAUUCAGUUACGAAUUUGUUGUGUUCUCGGUUUUUUACCUAAAACAAAAAAAAACAAAACACAAACUAGAAAACUAGAAAACUAGAAACCAAACCAAGCAAUACAACCGUGCAAUUCCCGGGACUCGACAUCAUCGAUCAUCGUGCAAUAUAUAAUUCUAUAUUAUAGAACACUUGGCGAAAGUCGCUGGGCACAAGAAGAGUUGCAAUUGUUAUCUCACAGACCCUAGUCAAAUUCCGAUUCCGAUUCCAAUUUCUUUCGCAUUUUUUUCGAGUGAGUGCUGCAAGUGUCUAUCUAUAAACUAUUACGCCGGAUGCCCAAUCCGCUAUAUAUAUGAUAUAUAUACUAUAUAGCCAGGAAAUCGUUGGACAAAGGAGUGUUCAGACCAAAAAGAGAGCGAGCGAGUGAGAGAGCGAGUCGACGCGAACGAAAGUUUUUUUGUGCAAUCAAUAUACAUCUAUUAUAUAGUCAGUCGGUCUCCAUUCCCCGCUCCCCACUAGAACACACUGUAUGACAGUGUAACUUCUCAAACGCACCUCGCUCCCACAACUUUUUCGAUUUCGUCUCGCCAGCGAAGCACAUUGAGUGAAAACGAGCGAGCAAUCGAACAGCCAUCAUUUAUCAGAGAAAAGAAACGGAUCACCGAAGAAGAGGGAGAUUUUUUAACCGCAGAGGGAAAAGCAAACAGACGAGGCAAAAAGAAAUAAGAAGGAAAGUCAACAAAAACCAAACACCACCAAAUAAAACCAACUACUAUUAAUUUAAAGCAAACAUUAACGAAUAAUCAUAUUCAAGCGGUAUAUAUAUACAAGAGGAUAACGGAUACACAACUAACUAAAUAUAUAUACGGUAUAUGAAUGUAUAUUUGAAAACCAAAGCUAAGUUCCAGUCAAAGAAAAAACCAAAAACCAGCGCAAAUUUAGUAAAAGUAUAAUAAAAGAAGGAAAAACCAAAUUAUUGCUAUCUUUUUGCAUUUUUGCAAUUUUAUAAAAAAUAACAAAGAAAACGAAAAACAAGAACAAAAACAAAAACAAAAACAAAAAGGAAAACCAACAACUAAAGAUCAUAAUAAUCUUUAACAUUCGGAGAAGCAAAAUUAAGAAGUAAACACAUUUAGCAAAAUUUACUCUUUUAUCUAAACGAAAACCAAAAGAAAACCAGAAAAACAAAAACUAAGACCUAAUUCAAGCAUAAAUUAAAUUUUAAACGUUUUAGACAGAGAACGCUCUAAACUUAACUUAAAAAGCAAAUACAUUUUUUUCGCGAUCGUAGUUGAUCUAAAACCCCCCAAAAAAAGCCGAAAUAAAAACUGCGGGCGGGACUUGUGCAAAGCGCUAAAAAUCCCCCAAAGGAGCAGCUGUUACUUGUAAGCGAAAACCAACCAAGCAGUGAGAUUAACUACUAACCAAAAGGACUAAAUCAGCAGGAUCAGAACCACAAUCACAAUGACCAACGCCAUGGACAUUGUGAAGAACGGCAGUGCCAACGGAUCCGUGGAUGGCAGCAAUGAUGAGUCGCGCACCAAUUUGAUUGUCAACUAUCUGCCGCAAACCAUGACGCAGGAGGAGAUGCGAUCGCUCUUCUCCAGCAUCGGUGAGCUCGAGAGUUGCAAACUGGUGCGUGAUAAAGUCUCAGGUAAUUUGGUCUUGCCAGCAUCGCUGACCGCUCUCAACCCGGCACUGCAGCAAGGUCAGAGUCUGGGCUAUGGCUUUGUUAAUUACGUCAGGGCCGAGGAUGCUGAGAAGGCUGUGAACACCCUGAACGGUCUGCGUUUGCAGAAUAAGGUUAUUAAAGUAUCAUACGCCCGUCCAAGCUCAGAAUCUAUUAAGGGUGCUAAUUUAUAUGUAUCGGGUCUUCCGAAAAAUCUAUCACAACCAGACUUGGAGGGGAUGUUUGCAUCGUUCGGCAAAAUAAUUACAUCUCGUAUACUCUGUGAUAAUAUUUCUGGUCUAUCGAAGGGCGUCGGCUUUAUCCGCUUCGAUCAGCGCAACGAAGCCGAGCGGGCCAUCCAGGAGCUGAAUGGGAAGACCCCAAAAGGAUACGCCGAACCGAUCACCGUCAAGUUCGCCAAUAAUCCAAGCAAUAGCGCCAAGGCCCAGAUUGCCCCGCCCCUUACCGCCUACUUGACUCCCCAGGCGGCAGCGGCCACCCGUCGUUUGGCUGGAGCUCUGCCCUCCGCCGGUCGCAUAAGGUACUCACCGCUGGCUGGCGAUCUACUGGCCAACUCGAUCUUGCCGGGAAACGCCAUGACUGGAUCGGGAUGGUGCAUAUUCGUCUAUAACCUGGCCCCGGAGACCGAGGAGAAUGUGCUGUGGCAGCUAUUCGGUCCGUUCGGAGCGGUUCAGUCGGUGAAAGUGAUCCGGGAUCUGCAGACCAGCAAGUGCAAGGGAUUCGGAUUCGUGACCAUGACCAACUACGAUGAGGCCGUGGUGGCCAUCCAGUCACUGAACGGUUAUACCCUGGGCAAUCGGGUGCUGCAGGUCAGCUUUAAGACUAACAAGACCAAAACCACUUAGGCGAACCCGCCAAUCUGGACUAGACCUUUCCAAUACUCCACGAUCUGUUUGAUUUAACAACACCUAGACUAUAGAUUGAUCUGAUCUGAUCUGAUAAGAUAUGAUAUGAUAUGAUAUGGUAUGAUAUGAUGUGACAAAGACAGUGUAGUCGAAAUUGCUAAAUUUAGCGCGAGUUUAUGAUAUGCCUAUCAUUUGAUUUGUACGCUAAACGAAAUUAUUAUGAUUGUAAUUCUUAUGAAAUCUUAGUGAAAAUUGAUUUAUUUCCAACUCUAUAAUUUAAUUUUAUUAACUAAUCCAAGAAACAAAAAAAUACAAACAAAAAAAAUAAAAAUAAAAAUAUAAAUACAAACAAAGCUUGAAUGAGGCAUCCAAAAAACACAACACAGAAACUAAGGAAAACUUUAGACAAAAAGAGGUGAGCCAGACAACUGUCUAUAAAUUGACAAAUGGGAAAUAUGAAAAGGUAAUAGGGUCAAGGGAAAAACAAAACAAAAAACGAAAAACGAAAAACAAAAAGUAAAAAACCGCAAAAAUAUGAAUGAAAAUGAUCUAAGUCGCAAUAUAUAGUAACUAUUUUUUUUUUAAACUUAUGUAUAUGUAAUUCAAUUCGAUUAUAUUCAAUUAAACAAAGUAUUCAAACAAGCUAACCAAAUGAUUUAAUGUCUAUUGAUUUAGGAAUCACCAACAUAACUCUCUCAGCUUACCUAACUACUUAUUAUAAUGGAUAUGCAUAAAUAUAUUGUAUUGUAUUGUAUUGUAUUGUAUUUUGUGUUCGUUUUGCAACCCUAACUUACAUUACAUUACAUUAAUUCUAGUGCUAUUCAGCUCUUAUACUUAAUUCGAUUCGCCUUGAUUUACACUCGAAGACGAAACGGAAAUCGAAGAUAAAGCCGCGAUAUAUCCUCCAAACGUAACAACAAUGACCCA
Drosophila erecta is the source of this 3634-nucleotide messenger RNA. RefSeq names its product ELAV-like protein 2 (gene fne). The coding region runs from base 1637 to 2707 and encodes 356 amino acids. The transcript has 6 exons. The record is from RefSeq and is a predicted model, not a curated record. Gene Ontology annotation, molecular function: RNA binding. NCBI's taxonomy places the organism in Eukaryota, Metazoa, Arthropoda, Insecta, Diptera, Drosophilidae. Gene Ontology annotation, cellular component: ribonucleoprotein complex.